AUUUCCAGUUUAGGGUAUCAUGGCGCAGGGAGGCCGACACGAUUCACCGCAUCAAACAGCUCGAUUUAUACGGUGUUAACUCGUUAUUCUCUUUACAAUUAUUAACAUCAGGAGAAGACAGAUAGCGACAAAAACAAUUCUGACCACAACCACCGGAUACUGAGACACCCAGAGAGAGGAGAAAAGAUGGAGAAGCCAGUCUUGCAGACACAACCGUCCACCCUGUCCUUUUUCGACACGGCCCAUGCCUUCAACCUGCUUCGGGGAAUCCAUGAACUCCGUGCUGAACGAAAGUUUUUCGAUGUGACUUUGUGUGCUGAGGGCCGUGAGUUCCACUGCCACCGCACAGUGCUGGCCGCUGCCAGCACCUACUUUCGAGCUAUGUUCGCGGGAACUUUAAAAGAGAGCGUAAUGGACCGUGUAGUUCUGCAUGAGGUGUCAGCUGAGCUUUUAGGCCUGCUGGUGGAGUUCUGCUACACGGGACGGGUCACCAUCACGCAGGAUAAUGUGGACGUCCUGCUCAAGACGGCAGAUCUGUUUCAGUUCCCCUCCGUCAAGGAGGCCUGCUGUGCUUUUCUUGGGCAGCGGCUGGACGUCAACAACUGCUUGGAGAUCCAGGACUUUGCAGAGGCCUACGCUUGCCGAGAGCUGGCGACAAGCGCUCGCCGCUUUGUCCUCAAAAACAUAAUGGAGCUGGCCAAAGCGACAGACUUUAACCGCUUGCCGUGGAAGCGCCUCCUUGAGUUUCUGUCAGACGAUAAACUUUGCAUUGACAAGGAGGAGGCAGUUUAUCAAAUUGCAUUGUGCUGGGUGAAGUCUGACCUCCAGAGGAGACUGCACUACUGGCCCGAGCUCCUCCAGCAGGUCCGACUCCCCUUUGUCAGAAGGUUCUUUCUGUUGGCCCAUGUGGAGAGCGACCCGCUCGUCUACCUGUCGCCCACCUGCCUUCGCAUGGUAAACGAGGCUCGUAGCUUCCAGUCCUGCGAGUACGACCGCCACGACAGACCCUGCCACCGAAUGCGGCCGCGGCCGUCUACAGGGCUGGCAGAAAUCCUGGUGGUGGUUGGGGGCUGCGACCAGGACUGUGAUGAGCUGGUCACAGUGGACUGUUACAACCCCCAGACCGGCCAGUGGCGCUACCUGGCCGAGUUUCCUGACCACCUCGGAGGAGGAUACAGCAUCGCUGCCCUCGGAAACGAUAUGUAUGUCACAGGUGGCUCCGAUGGCUCUCGUCUCUACGACGGCGUGUGGCGCUACAAGUCUAGCGUUAACGAGUGGACGGAGGCGUCGCCCAUGCUGAAGCCCCGCGAGUACCACAGCUCUUGUGUGAUGAAAGGUCAGCUCUACGUGGUGGCGUCGGACAGCACCGAGCGCUACGAUCAUGCUCUGGAUUGCUGGGAGGCCUUACCACCCAUGCUGCACGCCAUGGACAACUGCUCCACCACCACAUGCAGCGGACGCCUGUAUGCCAUUGGCUCGCUGACUGGGGAGGAGACCAUGACCAUCCAGAGCUAUGAUGCAGACGCCAACCGCUGGGCAGUGGUCAGCUGUGGACAGCUGCCACCGUGGUCCUUCACCCCGAAAACUGUAACCCUCAAAAGCCUCCUCUACUUUAUCAGGGAUGACUCAGCCGAGGUCGAUGUUUAUAAUCCUCAAAAGAAUGAGUGGGACAAAAUUAGUCCGAUGACCCAGGUGCACGUUGGAGGCAGCGUGGCAGCCCUGGGCGGUAAAUUAUACGUGUCCGGUGGUUAUGACAAUACGUUUGAGCUGUCGGACGUGGUGGAGGCGUUCGAUCCGACCACCCGCUCAUGGACUCUUGCUGGACGGCUACCUCAGCCCACCUUCUGGCACGGCAGCGUCAGCAUAUUCCGCCAGUUCAUGCCCCAAGUGUCCAGUGCAUUUGAACUCACUGAGAUACCCGAGUCAAACGCCAUCCACCUGCAUCGGCACCAUCGGCACCAAGCGCUGCACAAUCUCAACAACAACAUCAACCAAAACCAGAACCAGGAUGUGAACCCAGCACACUGAGUUGGGACCUAGAAACCCCCGUUACAUUUUCAAUUUUCAAUCAAUCAUUGCAGCAGUCUUUUGACUGUGAGAGAAAGGCCCGGUGUUUCUCAGAGACGGCCCCCGAAUGUAUACUAAAGUUAAGGGAAGCAACCACCUUCAAUUCCAAGUUAGUCAGUUCUUGGGGUCGGGUUAUGCUCAAUCAGAAUUAGUGUGUAUGAUGUGCUGUCUGACCACGUUGGAAAUUCAGUGUUUUUUGUUCUGAACAGCUAGACUGGAAGGCCGACUGAAAAGCCAUCAAAAGGGGGAUGGAUAUUCUUUAGGUGUGGGGAUAACGGUGACAAUCUUUUUUUGGAAGGCAUGCCUUGUGCUGCACUUGUUUGUUGACAUGAAAAGUGACAACAAUGGUUUAUAAAAAAUUAAAAAAAGAGAGAGUGCCUCGACACAGCUAAACAAUCAUGGCGUGGGAAUGUUGGAUAGUCGAUUUUGGGAAGUUACACAAGUGGGAGGUUGCAUACUGGGAGCUUCAUCCUGGAUGUCUUUUUGUCACUUUCAAUACUGCAUUCAUGCAUCUUUUGUGUAAAAAGUAUAUUUUCUUCUAGUGCAGUCUUCUUCGCUUCAUUUUGGUGCAUUGAUGGGUUUAUAACUUUUCCCUGACGACAGAGCAGAAAAAGAAAACGUGACUCCGAUUGGUAGCUGCAGUGGUUGUUUUCCAUUGGCCACAAGGGGCAGCAGCAAGUCCAUUCCACAAUUAGGAACUUGGAGAAGCUGUACACAGGUGAGAUUGUUUACUGUAUGUUUUGGUGUUACAAGAGAAAAGACUCCAAGGGUGAAGUCUAACUGGUGCAGAUAAAGAUUAGGCUACACUACUAUUAUAACUCCAGAGUCCAAUUUAUUGAAAUUCAAUCCAUAUUUGUUGGCGUUUAACCUUUCACAACCAUUUUCACUGGGGUCAAAAAGAGGUAUGCUAAAACAUGACGACAGAACGUCGAAGCGCCAUUCAGAAACUAAAAUAGAAGCUUGAAAUUAAAAAAAAAAGAAGGCAUUUGGUGCCGGACUACUAAACAGACUUAUGGUUUGAUGGGAUGGAUUGAAAUAUAUUGUGCGGAGUAAUCUUGUGUCAUAAGAUUUCAGAAGGGUUGCAUGUGAUGUUAACUUCUACCGGGGUUAAUAUUCUGCUGCUAGCAUUAAUUAGGCAUCUCCUUGUGUCACUCCCGGACUACAUCAGCAUUUUUAACCACCAGUCAAAGGUGCAUGAAGAAUUUUCUUUAAGAAUUGUAUUUACGGACAUUUUAAUGUUUUGUAUGUUUAUUUAAGGAUAUAUUUGUGCUGUGCUUGCUUAAGAUGUCCUCGCCUUUCAGUUGCAUUAAGAAAGUUUCGUAAAUGUGGGUGAUGGGUCACCAGUAACUGGAAGUGCAAAAGAAUCUCAGUUUGUUAUCAUGUAAUUUAGCUUUAGUGGUUUUAUGGUAUUGUUUAUGCAUCAUUUUUUAUCAUUGUCUUAGUUUUCAUACAAGUUUGUGAUGUUAAAACAAUUUUGUAACCUCACGUACUAUGUUUUAAAAUGUUUACAGUUUGGUUACCGUAAAUUAAACUGCAGACUGGAGUCACAUUUGAUGAUCUUAGCAGGUUCCUAAUGAACUUCUUAUAAACAAUGGACAGUAGUUGCAGCUGAGUGUGAAAUAUUUUUAUAAAUAGCAAGAGGAAGCUAAUGUGUACACAAUAAAUAA
This is a messenger RNA of Cyclopterus lumpus (lumpfish), 3734 nucleotides long. RefSeq names its product kelch-like family member 21 (gene klhl21). The transcript has 5 exons. NCBI's taxonomy places the organism in Eukaryota, Metazoa, Chordata, Actinopteri, Perciformes, Cyclopteridae. The record is from RefSeq and is a predicted model, not a curated record. Gene Ontology annotation, molecular function: protein binding. Bases 187 to 2028 code for a protein of 613 amino acids. Gene Ontology annotation, biological process: protein ubiquitination.